Messenger RNA from Plasmopara halstedii, 996 nucleotides. RefSeq names its product ubiquitin-conjugating enzyme. The record is from RefSeq and is a predicted model, not a curated record. The coding region runs from base 1 to 996 and encodes 331 amino acids. The transcript has 5 exons. Lineage: Eukaryota; Oomycota; Peronosporomycetes; Peronosporales; Peronosporaceae.
AUGUCGGCCGGCGUGCGCAACACGGCUAUAAAGCGCAUUCAGGGCGAUGUGCGUGAGAUGAUGACCAACCCGAGCGAUCAAUACGCCGCGGCCCCACUCGAUACGAAUAUGUUCGACUGGCACUUUACGCUACGUGGUCCGCGCGACACAGAGUUUGAAGGCGGUGUUUACCACGGGCGCAUCAUCCUGCCGUCUGACUACCCUUUCAAGCCACCAAACAUAAUGUUGCUUACUCCUAAUGGGCGCUUUGAAGUAAGAAAGAAAAUUUGUCUCAGUAUAUCUGCGUAUCACCCGGAAGAGUGGCAACCGGCGUGGGGUGUUCGACUGAUUUUAGAGGCUUUGAUCAGCUUUAUGCCUACAAAAGGUGAGGGUGCUAUUGGUGCAUUAGACUUCUCUGCUGCUGAGCGCAAAAGACUGGCGAAGCUGUCGAUCGAUUAUACAUGUGAAACGUGUGGACGUGUUCUAGACUUGCUACCAGAGCUAAGAGCAACAAAUGCUGAUGAAGAUGCAGCGAAGAAACCUUCGAAAUAUGCUGAGCAGAUUGCUCAGCUGCACAUGCACAGUUUGGAGAGUGCGCCACCAGUUACAGCGAAUGAUCAAGAAAAAGAUGUGACGACUAUGGUUGAUGCAAUCAGCAAACAGGAAGAAUGUGAGAGCGCCGAUUCCGAACAGUCAGCUAUAAAAGAGAGGCAACCGAUUGAAAUAAAGCCAACAGGGACAGAGAAGGCUUCAGCGACCACUUCAGGUGCUGAAAUUUCAUCGCACAUUGCUCCCACAAACCAAGAAUCUGUUGAGACUGUUGCUACAGAAGCUGCACCAGAAGUCCUUGAUGUUCAUCAAACUGUCGACACUCCACUUGCUGUGCAAAACAAUACUCAGGCGCGUGAACCGGAUAGCGUCGACAUCUUUUUGCAUUAUCUUACCGUUGGCAUCGUCGUAGCAUUGUUCGCGCUGGUUUAUAAAAAGCUCCUGCAGACGUAUGGAGUGUUACAAUAG